Sordaria macrospora k-hell is the source of this 1467-nucleotide messenger RNA. RefSeq lists its product as uncharacterized. Lineage: Eukaryota; Fungi; Ascomycota; Sordariomycetes; Sordariales; Sordariaceae. Gene Ontology annotation, molecular function: acid phosphatase activity; metal ion binding. The record is from RefSeq and is a predicted model, not a curated record.
AUGGAAGGCAAGAAGCGAAGUAGCCAAGGUGAAGAUGACGGUCAAUUGAAUCCUAUGCUUUCUACCCGCCAACACAUUACGGCCCUUCCGGGCCUUAUCCUUUCCUCCUCUUCUGUCUACUGGGGCCUUUCGAAGGACCGUCUGCACAAUGUUGCGAUGUCCAACAUCUCGGUCACGUAUUCCACUUCGACGACCUACAACAACCACGUGCUGAUCAGCGGCCUUUGGCCCGAUACGACCUACUUCUAUCACCCGUCGCCGCUCAUGAAGAGCACCUCGACCGACAUCUUCAACUUUACAACGAGCCGCAGGGCUGGUGACAACACCCCCUUCUCGGCCGCCGUCGUCAUUGACCUCGGUACCAUGGGUAGUUUGGGCCUGACCACAUCCGCGGGCGCUCCCGUGACGAGUACCAAUAUUCUUCGGCCAGGAGAGAAGAACACUAUCGACUCGUUGGAAAGCAGCCUCGCUGACUUCGACUUCCUCUGGCAUGCGGGCAACAUUGCGUACGCCGACUACUGGCUCAAGGAAGAGAUCCAGGGAUUCCUGCCCAACACAACGAUUCAGGGAGGGGCCGCCGUGUAUGAGUCGAUUCUGAACGAGUUCUACGACGAAAUGAUGGCCAUCACCGCCAGCAAGUCGUACAUGGUGGGCCCCGGCAAUCACGAGGCGAACUGUGACAAUGCUGGCACCACGGACAAGGCGCACAACAUCACGUACGAUAGCAGUAUCUGUAUGCAGGGCCAGACCAACUUCACCGGCUUCAAGAACCACUUCCGCAUGCCUAGCGACGUCUCCAGCGGCACCGGCAACUUCUGGUACAGCUUCGACCAUGGCAUGGUGCACUUCAUCGAGCUCGAUACCGAGACCGACCUGGGCCAUGGCUUCAUCGGCCCCGACCAAACCGGCGUAUUCAAGGGUUUCACCGAUGUGGAUCCGGUCAAUGCGACCAUGAACGCGCAGAUUACCUGGCUGGAAGCCGAUCUGGCGGCCGUUGACCGCUCCAAGACUCCCUGGGUUGUUGUGGCCGGCUACCGGGCUGUGACGAACCGUUACAACAACACCGAUGAUACCUGCCCCACGUGCAAGGACGUCUUCGAGCCGUUGCUGAUCAAGUACAAUGUCGACCUGGUGCUGUCGGGCCAUUCGCACGUCUACGGGCGCCUGGCACCACUGGCCGAGGGCAAAGAGGAUUCCAACGGCCUGGAGAAUCCCACUUCUCCCUGGUACAUCACCAACGGCGCAGCUGGCCACUACGACGGCCUCGACCCCCUGCAGAGCCCCCGCCAGCCUUACAGCCGCUUCGGCCUUGACACGACCAACGCCACCUACAGUUGGAACCGCCUGAUCUUCUACAACUGCACCCACCUGACCCACGAUUUUGUCGCCAGCAACAACAACACCGUCCUCGACUCCGCCACUCUGUUCAAGGCCCGUACUUGCAGCGAGCGUAGCGAGCACCACUGA